UUAUACCUUGUGGAAUUACGUUUGCUGGAGAUACAUAACCUGUAUCAUAUAAUUUAUUUAUUUUCAAAUAUAAAUAUAUAUUUGUGUAACGUAAUUAAACUUUUUUCAUUUAAAUUGCACGAGGAUGAGUGAUUCAAAAAAGAAAGCAAAAUUACAAAAGACUGGACCGGUCGACAACGCGUGGUCAUUGAAAAUUCCAGAAUUCAAAGAACAGGAUAAUCCACAUCGGUUCCUCGAGGAAAGCUCAUUUGCUUGCAUGUUUCCCAAAUAUCGGGAGCAGUAUCUAAAAGAACAUUGGUUGUUAGUUCAGAAAGCUGUAGGCGAACAUCACAUCAAGGCUGAACUGGAUCUUCUUGAAGGUAGCAUGACAGUAAAGACCACCAGGAAGACAUGGGAUCCAUAUAUUAUUAUUAAAGCACGCGACAUGAUCAAGCUUAUGGCUCGUUCGAUUCCCUUCGAGCAGGCAGUUAGAGUUCUCCAAGAUGACAUUGCUGCAGACAUCAUAAAGAUAUCCUCAUUUGUUAGGAACAAGGAUAAGUUUGUUAAGAGAAGACAAAGGCUUAUCGGACCAAAUGGAUGUAACUUAAAGUCCAUAGAAUUACUCACCAAUUGUUACGUCGUGGUUCAGGGACAAACUGUAUCAGCAUUAGGACCCUACAAAGGUCUUCAGCAAGUGAGAAAAGUAGUUGAAGAUACGAUGAAGAAUAUUCAUCCAGUUUAUAGCCUCAAAGCAUUGAUGCUUAAACGAGAACUUGCUAAGAAUCCAAAAUUGAAGAAUGAAGAUUGGGAACGAUACCUUCCUAAGUAUAACAGCAAGAACAUAAGCAAGCGUAAAGAGCCGAAGAAGAAGAAAGAAAAGAAACCAUAUACUCCAUUCCCACCGCCUCAGCAAGAAAGCAAACUUGAUAAGGAAAUGGCAUCUGGCGAAUUCUUCUUGAAAGAAGAACAGAAGAGGGCAAAGAGAAAGAGGGAACAGGAAGCCAGACAUGAAGAGGCAUCUAAGAGAAGGCAAGAGCGCAGAGCACAAGCAUUUGUGCCACCUGAAGAGAAAUCUGUUCAAAGUGAAACUGUAAAAACUGAUGUGAAUAUCGAAGAAGUAAAGAAAAAAAUUGAACGUGGAUUAAAAAAGCGUAAAACAGAAUAAAGAAUGUAUAGUGUAAAUUGAGGAGACAUUUUUUAAAUAUGAUUAAUAUUGUAAUAGAUAUAACAUGUAAGAUAUAUAAAGGGACGUGAAAAAUUGAA
This is a messenger RNA of Linepithema humile (Argentine ant), 1242 nucleotides long. RefSeq names its product KRR1 small subunit processome component homolog dbe (gene dbe). NCBI's taxonomy places the organism in Eukaryota, Metazoa, Arthropoda, Insecta, Hymenoptera, Formicidae. The record is from RefSeq and is a predicted model, not a curated record. Gene Ontology annotation, cellular component: small-subunit processome; nucleolus. Gene Ontology annotation, molecular function: RNA binding.